Molecule: messenger RNA, 615 nt
Organism: Aegilops tauschii subsp. strangulata
Lineage: Eukaryota; Viridiplantae; Streptophyta; Magnoliopsida; Poales; Poaceae
Source: RefSeq, a predicted model, not a curated record
AUGAGCGAUUUGACGUGCCUAAACUCCAUGUACAGGUUCUGCAAGGCCGUGAUAGCAGUGUUUGGCCCGGAGUACUUGAGAGAGCCAAAUGCUGCAGAUACAACCCGAUUGUUGGCGAUGAAUGCCAGCCGGGGCUUUCCGGAGAUGCUUGGUAGCAUAGAUUGUAUGCAUUGGGAGUGGAAGAAUUGCCCUUCUACUUGGCAUGGGCAGUAUAUGGGCCAUGUGAAAGCUUGCACUAUCAUACUUGAGGCUGUGGCCUCGCAAUAUCUCUGGAUUUGGCACUCUUUCUUCGGCAUGGCCGGACCUCACAACGACAUCAACGUGCUUCAAUGCUCUGUGCUGUUUGCAAGGCUUGCAAAAGGCAACUGCCCAGAGGUCAAUGUUGAGAUCAAUGGCCACCACUACAGCAAAGGAUACUACCUAGCUGACGACAUCUAUUCUCAGUGGACUACUCUUGUGAAUAUAAUCCCCAACCCUGCGGGAGAGAAGAGGAAGAGAUUUUCCCAAGAGCAAGAGAGUGCUAGGAAGGAUAUGGAGCGUGUCUUUGGUGUUCUGCAAUCUAGAUGGGGCAUCGUUCGGUAUCCUGUUAGAACUUGGAGAACCAAGAAGUUGUGA